Messenger RNA from Theobroma cacao (cacao), 1266 nucleotides. RefSeq lists its product as uncharacterized. NCBI's taxonomy places the organism in Eukaryota, Viridiplantae, Streptophyta, Magnoliopsida, Malvales, Malvaceae. The record is from RefSeq and is a predicted model, not a curated record.
CCAAAGCCAAAUUCAUUCAUUCUAAAAGAAAAAGGAAAAAAAAAAAUUCCAUUGCUCCAACAAAAUAUUACUACUUGAAUUUUGGAAUAGUAGAAGUGGAUCCAAGUUCUUCUCUGUAAUGGCUGAAGAAUCCGAAGCACCGUCGUCUACCUCACAACCGAGUUCCUCCCCCGACAGUGGAAAAAAAUCCCAGGUUCCAGGAUAUUCUGGUCUCGCAGCUUUUCAAAAUGGUGAUUUGCAGAUGUUUCCAGUUAUGUAUCCUGCAAUUAUCCCAGGUUUAACUUCAUUACAAAAUCAGGAACAGACAAACCGUGGAGCAGGCAUUUAUGCUGUGCCCGUUCUACCCUUUAUGGGGCAUAUUGCUGGACUUCCGUCUAAUACUCUCAUUCCUCUCACCUAUAAUAUACCUACUCGGCCUGCUGCGGAGGCAGGGGCAGCAGUUGAUGAACAAGGGCAAGGAGCACAACAACCGCAACGUCAACAGCAGCAGGGAGGACCUCAGAGACAAGUUGUUGUAAGAAGAUUCCAAAUUGCAUUUCAGCUGGAUUUGUUGCUUAUACUUAAGCUAGCAGCCGUGAUAUUUUUGUUCAACCAAGAUGGAUCAAGACAGAGACUGGCUGUCCUUGUGUUCUUUGCUUUACUUGUCUAUUUAUACCAAACUGGAGCUCUCACACCGUUGGUAAGAUGGCUUUCACAAGGCAUGCACAGGGCAGCUGCGCCUCCUCAUCUACCUAGGCCUGCUGCCGGAGCAGAGAAUGUUCCUGCUGCUGGAAGGCAGGGCAAUGAUAAUGCUGCUUUGGCAGAGGGACAAGAAGGAACAGAGAAUGAGAACCAGCCGGCAGACGAUGGUAAUCAGGUGGUUGAGAAUGAGAAUGAGAAUGAGAAUGCGGCAGACCCUGGUUUAGGAAAUGGUGGUAAUCACUGGUGGGGAAUUGUUAAGGAAAUCCAGAUGAUUGUCUUCGGCUUCAUCACGUCCCUUCUUCCAGGCUUUAACAAUAUAGAUUAGAGAUCAUACUUUUAACAAAUGAAUCCAGGGGCAGGCAAAACUGUUUUCUUUUUUCAAGUUUACCUUUGAAAUAAAUGUAAAAAGAAAAAUGAAAAUGAUUUCUUUUACAGGUACUACUUAAUGCCUUUAGUGUUUAUAUCAGCAUUUACAUAGUAGAGCAGGGCAGUCAUUGCUUGGUUCUUGGUAAUUAUGCCUCUUUUGAAUAGUCUUCCGACAGGCCCUUCUGUUAUGGAAAGUUGAAAGGAGUUUGUUUGUAAACG